AUGGAUAAUACGUUUGAUAAGACAGCUUCGGAAACUAUUGAUCUCUUAGAAGCGCGACUACGGAGGAUAGAAUAUUCGGUGUGUGGCCAUAUUGAUACUACAUCUAUUACGAGCUCCGAUGUAUCUAUAUCUGCGUAUGAACGACUUGCAGAUUUAGAACAUAUUCUACAUGGACUUGCUUCGAAAUCAAGGGUUAUACAGGAUUUGUUGAAAUUGCAUGCAAGAUACCCCGACCUCUUUCAAUCCAUUGAUCCCGAUCAACUCCCUACUACUCUCGAUACAUCUAGUAUUUUAUCUAUAGUAUUAGCAUCUGCCAGCUCAUAUCCAUCAACUGCCUCUCGGUUAACAUCAAUUCUUGACAUGCCAAUUCCAUCAGCAGAGUUGUCCGCCCAACUGAUCAAUUUACAGCCAAGAAUCGCGAAAGUCGAAGCUCUUCAAGUGGCACAAAAUGCGGACCUAUCAGCUCUGAGGCAAAGAACAGCAGCGGCUAUUCAACGUUGGUAUACUGUCGAUGUAUUGCGGACUGGUGAAAGUUGGGCAGAGUUGGAAGAAAGAGUACAACAAGUGGAACAAAAAGUCCGGAGAGCCACAUUGAUGAAACGAUUGGAUGAUGAUAUGGCUCAGGAGUGA
Molecule: messenger RNA, 630 nt
Organism: Sclerotinia borealis F-4128
Lineage: Eukaryota; Fungi; Ascomycota; Leotiomycetes; Helotiales; Sclerotiniaceae
Source: the annotation of a GenBank genome assembly